Molecule: messenger RNA, 1014 nt
Organism: Magallana angulata
Lineage: Eukaryota; Metazoa; Mollusca; Bivalvia; Ostreida; Ostreidae
Exons: 4
Coding region: 104-778 (224 amino acids)
Source: RefSeq, a predicted model, not a curated record
UGAUCUAUUUACGUUAUCCCAAACUGAAAGUGGAAAUCCCAAAUACAACAUUUUUCUGUUUUCGAUAUUGUUUUAUUGUUUAAAGUGUUUCUGACUGUCCAUCAUGGGGUCCGAGUCUGCUAUGGUAGUAUGCUGCAUAAUUUGUUUGUUGUUGCCUAGUGUCGUCUUGCAAAGCUGUGGAUUUUUCUCUCCAUACUGGAUUAAGCACAACUCAACAACAGAAUGCUUUAGAGGAGUUGUCUACAAUAUGGGUUGUCCAGAUAAUGUUGAAGGACUCGGUGCUGCAGUUCUUGGUCUUCAGGUGACCUCGUUUGUAAUCAUAGUCCUUACAUCCAUCUCAACCAUAUAUUUUAUCUGCUGUAACAGCAGUGAUGACGAUGAUGACGACGAGACGGGUUGUUGUACAAUACUUGGCGGAUGCAUGGUUUGCCUUUAUCCAGUUGCAGGAGUUCUUGGCUUUUCGGGAUGCAUGGUUGUUGUUGCUAAUUUCGGAGACCACGACAAAGGGUGGGCGUUCUUCCUCUGUUUGGCGGCUUCAUGUUACGUCAUUCUUGAGAUGUUUCUUUGCUAUUGCAUGUUAUGCAUGCGUGCAAAGAAUGGAGAACAAAACGGUGGGGGUGGAGAGAGUGGACAGGAGGUGACGCAAUAUGGAACUGACAAUCGUGCUGGAGGUAUGGUUGUUGGUCAGACGAUGGAGCACCACCAAAUUGGCAUAUCUUCGACAGGAGAGAUCAUUGUUAGAAAACUGCAGUUCACGAGGAUUUUCCACAUCAGUUAAACAUCUGUAUCUACAAGUCAAUGAUCACUGUUUUCAACAUAUGUGAUGCUUGAACGAGUUGUUAUCUUUCUUACUGAUAAUAAAUAUCUAACAAUUAUAAAAUUAGCUCAACUGAGAACAGUUUUGUAAAAUAUUCAUAUGCGGACUGUGGAUAACAAACGGCUUUUUUGUACAAUUGUUAUGUUUCAGCGAUUUGAAAGCUUUUUAAGAAAUUAAAAUGCAGUUAUAGUGUUAAA